This is a messenger RNA of Trichoderma harzianum CBS 226.95, 1246 nucleotides long. RefSeq lists its product as hypothetical. Gene Ontology annotation, molecular function: nucleic acid binding. Lineage: Eukaryota; Fungi; Ascomycota; Sordariomycetes; Hypocreales; Hypocreaceae. The record is from RefSeq and is a predicted model, not a curated record. The transcript is spliced from 3 exons. The coding region runs from base 404 to 1111 and encodes 235 amino acids.
AUGGGGGCAUACCAUUCGUGACGGGACUGCUGAGUCGGAGAGUGUCGGCGGACUGCUGCCGCUUUGCCGCUGUCGUAUCGGCAGUCGGAUGGAGCCCACGACUUUACGGACUUUAACUGGUGCCUAGACAAAGAGGGAGAGACAAAAUGUAUGAGUUGUUGAGGUGUGUUUGGCUGCCAAUGGCCGGUAGCCAGCCUGAUGUCAGAACAAACACACGGCAAGCGACUUUCCCUAGCCUAAGACAUGAUGAAUGCCACUUACUAUGCCAGCGAGAGGCUUCUGUCUGUAUGUGGACUUCUCUAUAAAUAUCACUGCUUCUUCCCAAUAGUCGAACCAUCAAACUUCAACUCUUCCUUCUCUCUCACGUCUACACCAAGUCUCACCAUCCCUCCUAUCUCUCAUUAUGCCCAGCAACGGGAACUCUACAACGUCCCUUAAAAGUGUUGAACCGGGCGACAUGACUGGGGAAUAUUAUAUUCUCUUUUCCAAUUUACCAUUUAAUUCGACCUGGCAACAAGUAAAAGACUGGGUUUCGGCAUCUUGUGAUGUCGACUAUGUCGAGGUAUUUCCCGUCAGCAGUUCGGGAUGGAUCCGCCUCAAGGGGAAGGGUAAUUUUAGGAGCGCAUUCACAUACAUGGAUAACGAGCCAUUCAAAGAUCGAUGUAUAAUCGUUGAUGGCCGAAACGAAACCGAAUGUGUAAACAUCAGGGUCAAACAGCCGGCGCGCUUCAACCGGAGAUCGAGCCUGACCGGGGGGAAUCGGGGCCGGAGAACGGCACUGAGGCAAUCCCAGUCGCCGAACCAGGGCCCCAUGCCACAACACCGUCGCACUCACAGCCUCGCUCAGACUGAGGUUGAUGCUGCUGAUAUUGCAAACACUACACCGGCGCGGGCAAAUGAAGAUGUUUUGGCUCUAGCCAACUUAAUUCUCGGCCUGAGUCUGCGGAGCACUCUGCAAAUGCAGCAGCAGUAUGCUCUUCCACUUGGCUUUCCUUUUUAUGGUGGGGGCCUUUAUACUAUGGGCAACGCCAAUACUUUCCCUUCUUAUGAUGGCGGUCAUGAACAAGAUGAAGCUAUUUUUGCGGAUGAUGCCUCUCAGAGCUCCCAUUGAUGUUGAUGGCACUAAUGAUGGCACAAAGUGGCGUGCACCAUGCAAGCCCCCCGGCUUUUGAAAGGAAAGAGCUGGAGAUGACAUUUGUGGAGGAUUUCGUAUUCGAAUCCGGGAUAGUUUUCUUUUCUUUGCUGC